Molecule: messenger RNA, 587 nt
Organism: Passer montanus (Eurasian tree sparrow)
Lineage: Eukaryota; Metazoa; Chordata; Aves; Passeriformes; Passeridae
Gene: MRPL55
Product: mitochondrial ribosomal protein L55
Exons: 4
Coding region: 192-524 (110 amino acids)
Biological process (GO): translation
Cellular component (GO): mitochondrial large ribosomal subunit
Molecular function (GO): structural constituent of ribosome
Source: RefSeq, a predicted model, not a curated record
CCCGCCGCCACCGCCGCGCGCCUGACGUCACCGCGGGGGCGGGGCCCCGGGGGAGGGAGGGAGCGCGCGUCACGUGAGUGCGGGGCGGCGGGACGGACCACGCGGCGGGGACCCUUUCCUUGUCGCCAGAGUGUCCCUAGGUGUGUCACCUACUCCGCGCACCGCAGCCGUCCCCCCCGCUGCGGGCCGCGAUGGCGGCGAGCCGGGCUCUGAGUGCCCUGCUGCUCCGGCCGCCGCUCGCUGCCCGCAGCAACUCCAACCGCGCCGCCAUCGGGCACCUGCAGCGGCAGCGCUACGGGCGCCUCUACCCGACGCUGCUCGUCAGCACCGACGGCUCCACCGUCCGCCUGCGCUACGGAGAGCCCAAGAGGAUCCUCAUGAUGCCCCUGGACAGCAACACGCUGCCCGAAGCCGAGCGCAAGGCUCGCCUGCGCCGCCACUUCCCCAGCAAGCCUAAGGCCAAGGAGGAGGAGACCUUUCAGGGCAUCGACCUGGACACCUACAAGAAGUUCUGGAAGAAGUGAAGCGCUGAAACCAGAAAUAUUUAAAUUUAUAAAUAAACGUAUAAAUAAAAAUAUACGAGUACA